Molecule: messenger RNA, 637 nt
Organism: Syzygium oleosum
Lineage: Eukaryota; Viridiplantae; Streptophyta; Magnoliopsida; Myrtales; Myrtaceae
Product: annexin Gh1-like
Exons: 3
Coding region: 73-369 (98 amino acids)
Cellular component (GO): cytoplasm
Molecular function (GO): calcium ion binding; calcium-dependent phospholipid binding
Source: RefSeq, a predicted model, not a curated record
UUUUGUCUCCUCCUUCCUCUCUCGUUUUCGCUUCGAUGCAAACACCCCGACCGAUCUUCUAUUCCCUCAACAAUGUCGACUCUCACAGUCCCGGAGCCAGUGACCUCCAUGGCCGAUGACUACAAGCAACUCCGGAAAGCAUUCGCAGGAUGGAGAACAAAUGAGAAGUUGAUCAUAUCCAUAUUGACUCAUAGGAAUGCGUCACAGAGGAAGCAAACCUAUGCCAAGACUUAUGGCGAGAACCUCCUCAAGGCAUUGGACAAAGAACUUAUGCUUAUUUCAAGGCGAGGAACAAAUGAAGGGGCCUUGACAAGACUGGUUGCUAGUAGGGCCAAGGUCGACAUGAAGUUCAUAAAUGAGGUGUACUAAGAAGGAACAGCUUCACCCUCAUCGCGCCAUUGUCAAGGACACCGCCGGAGACUAUGAAAAACUGCUUCUGGCAGUGGUUGGCUAUGUAGACGCAUAAUUUACAAAUACUCAUGAAGCUGUGUCCGGUAGAGGCAAUAUGUCUAUUCAAAGUUAAUGGACACCCAUUUAGACGUAAACAUGGGUCUACGAAUUGACUUGCAGCCAUCCAUUGGGACGCUUGAUGUAGUCAAAGCCUGUACUCAGGUGACUCAAGUGCGCGCAAUAAUAA